Molecule: messenger RNA, 948 nt
Organism: Elgaria multicarinata webbii
Lineage: Eukaryota; Metazoa; Chordata; Lepidosauria; Squamata; Anguidae
Exons: 3
Coding region: 1-948 (315 amino acids)
Source: RefSeq, a predicted model, not a curated record
AUGUCUGAGAAAGAGCUCGAGCAGCUCAGGAGGCGCAAAGCCGCUCGGACAUGGGCCAAUUGGCUGCCUGGCUUCCUUAUUUAUAUGGCAGUGCUACAGCAGCGCUUCCCCAUGAAAGCCUUUGUGCUGACGAAAUACCUCGACAUGAUAUAUCGAGCGUAUAUGGAGUACGAAGGUGGCGCCUGGUUGGCCUAUGACGAAGCCUUUCGUGCAGCGCUUCCGAGACCUGGCACCUUCGGCGCGACAGCAGCCGGAACCCAUGCCCCCAUCCCUAUGGGCCAUUGGCAAUGGGAAGUUGAGCGCGCUGUAUGGCAAUCGGUAGCACCAAGUACUAGAGCAUCAUACCAGCGCGCAGAUCACGGAAGGAGGUGUGCACCUGUUCGCGUUGUCAUAUGCGGCCACAGCAUGGUCUUUUGGGCCGGCAGAAGGGCAGCGACCUCUUCAUUUGGAACCCAGCUGGGCUUCAGCCAAUUGGCCAACAUCCAAUGGUUGGGAAGAUGCGGGAUGCGGUGGGAACGGCUCCUUCCCACGUUAUUUCAAGCUGCGGCCUCGCCACCUCAGGUCCUCAUCAUUCACCUUGGAGGAAACGACCUGGGGUUACUCAAGGGCAAGGCGUUAAUAUUACAAGCAAUUGCCGACUUCAAGAUUAUUCGGCAGCGUUGGCCUGGCGUGGUAAUAAUCUGGUCCUGCAUACUGCCCAGGUUUGCGUGGCGAUCUGGAGAGAUCAAGCCAAUGGAGCGGGCGUGCCGCCGUGUCAAUGGCGAAAUCUUCCGCGAUCUAAUUAAACAUGGGGAUGUCAGCAUCAUGCACCCCGCGAUUACACUGGCCCGGAGGGAGCUAUAUCGACAGGACGGCGUACACCUGUCCGAUAUUGGUAACGACUUAUUUCUGUAUGAUCUGCAAAGGGGACUUCAGGGCGUUCUAGGUCGAUGGGGGGGGAGCGACUAA